GGUAGGAGGAGUACUAAAUUGUCUCCAGACUCACCCAAAAGUAUUGCAUCAAAAUCGUCGUCGUUCGGAGGUGGAAUAAACUCCGUACUCAAUGACUAUUACUCCGUAUAAUUGCCUGCCCUGCCCUGCCCUGCCUGUUUACACCACUGGUGCUGCGGUGGGCGUCAUAAGAAGAACGCAGUCUACCGGCAAAGGUCACGCGAUGUAUACAUCUGCGCCCAUGAUUUGUGGCAAAAGUAACAAACCUAUCCAUCUAUUUACUGGCAGCCAUGAGAGAGUAGUCGCAUUUCUCUCUUCCUUUCUGUAUUAUUCUGGACCUAGCGGGCGAGGCUUCUGGUUAGGGUUAUGAGCUGCAGUCCGAAAUUUGUUCAAUUAGGGCAGGGCUAAUUGCUGAGUUGGAGUUGUCAGGGGGGCGGUAGGAUUUGUUGGCUCGAUUGUGAAUGGCAUUGGGGGAUUUGAUGGCAUCCAGGUCCUCGCAGUCGUCUGCCACAGUUGCUUCGAGCCACUUGGAGGACUAUACCGAUCAAGAGGACAGGGAGACCGGGAGUAGCAACCAGAAUAGAAUUAGGGACUUUUUGGAGGCUGCUCACAGUAGUUAUGGGGGCAGUGCUGGCAAUGCCUCCACUUCGAUGACGAAGACAACCAGUAUGGCAUAUCUGCCACAGACUAUAGUGUUCUGCGAGCUUCGGCACGAUGGCUUUGAAGAAUGCGUGCCUUCUGGACAAUUGGAAAGGGGUCUGGUUUCCAAAUGGCGUCCAAAGGAUCGAAUGCAAACGGGAUGCGUUGCUCUUGUGUUGUGCUUAAACAUUGGUGUUGAUCCUCCUGAUGUAAUCAAGAUAUCACCUUGUGCUCGCAUGGAAUGCUGGAUUGAUCCAUUUUCAAUGGCCGCACAAAAAGCACUCGGAACAAUUGGGAGGACUUUGAACCAGCAAUAUGAGAGGUGGCAGCCUAAGGCCCGCUAUAAAAUCUCACUGGAUCCCACCGUUGAUGAAGUUAAAAAACUAUGCACAACAUGUCGUAAAAGUGCCAAGUCCGAAAGAGUUCUUUUUCAUUAUAAUGGACACGGUGUACCGAAGCCAACUGCAAACGGUGAAAUAUGGCUAUUUAAUAGGAGCUAUACACAAUAUAUCCCUUUGCCGGUCAGUGACCUGGAUUCAUGGUUGAGAACCCCAUCUAUAUAUGUUUUUGAUUGCUCCGCAGCUGGAAUGAUUGUUAAUGCCUUCAUAGAGCUUCAGGACUGGAAUGCUUCUACUUCUUCUGGGGCUUCGAGGGAUUGCAUUUUGCUUGCUGCAUGUGAAGCACAUGAAACUCUUCCUCAAAGUGCUGAAUUUCCUGCUGAUGUAUUUACUUCAUGCCUCACGACACCAAUUAAAAUGGCACUGCGAUGGCAAACCUCUGGGCCGACUUGGGCCAUGCGGGUCGGCGGGUCAGAUGGGUUUCUUUGGGUUUGGGUGAAACAGGUUAUGGCACGGUUUUGCAAUCAAUCUUUGUUGCGUAACUCACUUGAUUAUUCACUCAUAGAUAGAAUUCCCGGUCGACAGACUGACCGGAAAACACUUCUUGGGGAAUUGAACUGGAUUUUUAUGGCAGUUACACACACAAUUGCUUGGAAUGUUCUUCCCCAUGAUCUGUUUCAGAGAUUGUUCAGGCAAGAUCUAUUAGUUGCGAGUUUGUUUCGAAAUUUCUUACUUGCUGAAAGAAUUAUGCGCUCUGCAAAUUGUUCACCAAUUUCAUUCCCGUUGUUGCCACCAACUCAUCAGCAUCAUAUGUGGGAUGCAUGGGACAUGGCUGCUGAAAUUUGCCUCUCUCAGCUUCCAGCAUUAGUUGAGGAUCCCAAUGCCGAGUUUCAACCUAGUCCAUUUUUCACUGAGCAGUUGACAGCUUUUGAGGUUUGGCUGGAUCAUGGAUCCGAGCACAAGAAACCUCCAGAGCAGUUGCCUAUUGUGCUUCAGCUCGAAAAAAUAUUGAUGUGCAAUAUAACUGGUUCUACCUUUUCAUUUAAGGUGUUACUUAGUCAAUGCCACCGGUUUCGUGCUUUGGUGCUUCUUGGAAGAUUUUUGGACAUGGGCCCUUGGGCUGUUGAUCUGGCAUUAUCUGUUGGUAUAUUUCCAUAUGUUUUGAAGCUUUUGCAAACGACCACUCCUGAACUUAGGCAAAUUCUUGUCUUUAUAUGGACAAAGAUUCUUGCACUUGAUAAGUCUUGCCAGGUUGAUCUUGUAAAGGAUGGCGGGCAUACAUAUUUCACCAGAUUUCUUGAUAGUAUUGAUGCCUAUCCAGAACAGCGGGCUAUGGCUGCAUUUGUUUUAGCUGUCAUUGUGGAUGGUCACAGACGGGGUCAGGAAGCCUGUAUUGAAGCCGGCCUUUUACAUGUCUGCUUAAGACAUCUUCAGGGAUCAACAUCAAAUGAUACACAAACUGAACCUCUUUUUCUUCAGUGGUUGUGCCUAUGUCUUGGAAAACUAUGGGAAGAUUUCACUGAGGCACAACUGAUUGCUAUACAGUCAGAUGCACCUGCGAUAUUUGCUCCUUUACUUUCUGCACCCCAACCUGAGGUUCGAGGUGCUGUUGUGUUUGCACUAGGCACUUUGCUAGACAUUGGGUUUGGCACAUCCAAUGAUGGUGUUGGAGGAGAUGAAGAUAGUGACGUUGAUGAAAAAGUCAAGGCUGUAGUUAGUAUUCUUAAGAGCCUUAUGAGUCCUGUCUCUGACGGAAGUCCAUUGGUUAGAGCUGAGGUUGCCGUAGCUUUGGCGCGGUUUGCAUUUGGGCAUAAUAAGCACCUGAAGUCUGUUGCAGCCACAUAUUUGAAGCCUCAAAACAAUUCUGUGCUAACAUGUUUGCCUUCAUUUGCUGUCAAGAGUUCAGGCAGUGGAUAUACAACUCCAACACAUUAUGUGUCUCAUGGAAGUAUCAUUCCAACUCUGAGAGCUCCGUUAUUGAGAGUUGGAGGUGAAAACCAAUCUACCAUUCGGGAUGGGAGAGUCUCUAGUAGCAGCCCCCUUGCUGCACCAAGUAUUAUGCACGGGUCUCCCUUGUCUGAUGAUUCAUCUCAACAUUCUGAUUCUGGCUUAUUAAAUGAUGCCAUUGGCAAUGGCAUUUUGAACCAUACAAGACCACUAGAUAAUGCAUUGUAUUCUCAGUGUGUGUUAGUUUUGUGCACCCUGGCAAACGAUCCAUCGCCACGCAUUGCGGGCCUUGGUCGGCGUGUUCUGUCCUUAAUUGGUAUUGAACAAGUUGUUACCAAAUCUGUCAAGUCUACCAGCGAAUUUACUGCAGCUCCUAGCACUAGUUUUGCAGGACUGGCUCAAUCGUCUUCAUGGUUCGAUGUGAAUGGAGGAGCCAGUCAUCUGCCUUUAACAUUCAGAACUCCUCCUGUUAGCCCCCCUCGUGCCAGUUACAUGACUGGACUACGAAGAGUUUGUUCGCUUGAGUUCAGACCACACUUGAUGAACUCUCCAGACACUGGGUUGGCUGACCCACUUUUGGGUUCAGGUGGACCUUCUGGAACGUCUGAGCGCAGUUUCCUUCCACAAUCUACCAUAUACAAUUGGAGCUGUGGCCACUUUUCAAAGCCACUUCUUACUGAAGCUGAUGACGGUGAAGAGAUAAUCAGUAGAAGAGUAGAGAGGGAGAAGAUGGCCCUUGAUUUGAUCACAAAGUGCCAACACUCUAACUUCGGGUGUUCUAAAGUUUUUCUUCCGUUGUCAGCCGUGAGCAAGCUCCAUAAACAAAUUGCCAGCUGGGAUACAAGAUUUGAAACUGGUACAAAAACUGCCAUCUUGCAGCCAUUCUCGCCAUUUGUAAUUGCUUCAGAUGAGAGUGAAAGAAUCUGGGUGUGGAAUUAUGAGGAGGCAACCCUGCUUAACAGCUUUGAUAAUCACAGCUACCCUGACAGUGGAAUCUCAAAGCUGUGCCUUGUGAAUGAGCUCGAUGAAAGUUUGCUUCUUGUUGCUUCAAGUGAUGGCAACAUUCGCAUUUGGAAGGAUUAUGCAUCAAGAGACCGACAAAAGUUGGUCACUGCAUUCUGUUCAAUUCAGGGUCAGAGAGUGGGUAUACGUAGUGUGAAUGCUGUGGUGGAUUGGCAGCAGCAAUCUGGUUGCCUGGUGAGUUUUGCAUUAGCAAUUGGUGAGCUUUGCAGGUUUUCAUCCGGUGAAAUUUCAUCAAUAAUGGCUUGGGAUUUAGACAAAGAGCAGCUUUCUGCCUCUCAGGUUCAUGGAAGUCAAUUUGCAGCUGGUUUUGUGGAUGGAUCUGUUAGGCUCUUUGAUAUCAGAAUGCCAGACAUGCUUGUUGCUACAACUCAACCACACACCCAGAGAGUAGAAAGAGUUGUGGGAAUUGGGUUUCAGCCUGGACUACAACCAGCCAAGAUUGUGAGUGCGUCUCAGGCUGGUGAUAUUCAAUUCCUUGACGUGAGGAACGUGAAGGAUGCAUACCUAACCAUUGACGCCCACCGGGGAUCACUGACGGCUUUGGCUGUUCAUCGGCAUGCUCCACUCAUAGCCAGCGGCUCAGCUAAGCAACUCAUCAAGGUGUUCAACUUGGAGGGCGAGCAAUUAGGCACCAUACGCUAUCUGUCCACUUUCAUGGCACAAAAGAUUGGAUCUGUUAGGUGUCUUGCGUUCCACCCUUACCAAGUCCUCCUUGCAGCCGGUGCUGCAGAUUCUUGUGUCUCUCUCUAUGCCGAUGAGCUUUCUCCUCCAAGAUGAGGACACAAACCAUCACAAGUUCGGUCCCUUGCCCCAUUUGUGUAUGUUUACCAUAUUUGUUUAGCCUCCAUGACAUGCUACGUGCGUACGUGAACGUGAAGCUUGGUGGGUUAAUUGAUGCUCGUCACCCAGGAGGCUUAUCUAAUAAUAAUUUGAUGCAUAGGUAAAGAAAGAUGUAAAUAUCUC
Molecule: messenger RNA, 4889 nt
Organism: Cuscuta campestris
Lineage: Eukaryota; Viridiplantae; Streptophyta; Magnoliopsida; Solanales; Convolvulaceae
Source: the annotation of a GenBank genome assembly